UCAGUUUAUUAAUUAUCUGCAUGGUCGAUACAUGUGAAAUAGCUUUAAUGCACCAGACAUUUUGUCAGUGGUAUAUAUACACUACACAUUAAUUGCUAGUCAUCCUUAUUCAUCAGCAAUAUGUAUGAAGCAGGAACUCUCUAACGUGUACUGUUAGCUUUAUUCCUAGUCUUCAGUUCUCCAUAUCUGCAGUUUACCUUAUUGAACGUCAAUACUGCUACGAGAGCAGUUUUCACCUAUGGUCAAGUCACUAACAAUCAACUAAUAGAAUAAAGGGGUCUUCGAGCUGAAAAACGUACGUUGAAAAUAACUACGAAGUACACAAGUCUCAAAUUCGACUUCAAAUUCGGCCAUUUGAAACCCGACUGAAUAAAGCUUCCUUUAAAGAAAAAGCUUCCUUGUAAGAAACUCGACAAGCAAGAUGACUCAAACGAACCGCUCUUUGAACGAAACUAGUUCGAAUUUCGUUGAUAAAGAAAGGGGCAUCUUUUGGUGUACAUCGUUUGGACUUGUCGGCCUUCUCAUAUUUUCUUCCAACUUCGCCACUAUCACUACGUUUGUUGUCAAUAAACAACUCCGUCGCCAUGGUAUCUAUUGUCUUCUUAAUUUAGCAGUUGCCGACAUGCUUCUUGGGGCCUUAACUAUACCAUACUACAUUAAUGAUAUUGCAGGAAUAUUCCUACAAUGGAAUCUACUUGAACCGCAAGUCUAUGUCGUUGUCAGGGGUUUCUACAUAACAGUGUUGUUUGGCUCGUUAUUUUGUCUAGUUGUCGUAUCUCUUAAUCGCGUCUUCGCGACAUAUUUACCAUUCAGGUACCGAACAAUGAAAUUGAGAAGCCAUUUAUCUAUCUUCGCCAUCACUUGGGCUUUAGCAAUAGCCGCAUCUGUGGUCUUCUUUCUGAUGAAGCAGUUACAAGAUCAGGUUGUAUUAGUAUUCCAAGGUCUUUUCGUGAUGGCUUUAAUAAUCAUUAUCAUGUCAUAUGUGAUUAUUUUAAUGAAGGUGAAAAUUAAAAAUCAAGUUCCAACGACAUCGCUAUCCCAGUUACGUGAACGACAUCUUGCAAUAACAGUUUUUCUGGUGUCGUUGUUGUCAAUGACAACAUGGAUCCCUUCUAUCGUGUUCCACGCUAUUUACAAGACACAAACUAGUGGAUUCAAUAUAGACCUUCAACUAUCAAUAUAUUUGAUCCACAGUAGUAACUCACUGGUCAAUCCUGUUAUAUAUGUCUUUAGAAUGAAGGACUUUAGGAAAGCACUUUGGAAGCUUUUCACGUCUUGUAUGCCGGCGGACAGCUCAAUCACUCCUCCUACAAGCCCCGGUAACGUCGAAAGCAAUAAUAACCAGGGGGCUGGGCAAACGAACAAAUGUGUGUUAAGCUUUAAUAACGUUGUUUUUGACACUAAAUUGUAAGGAAUUUGUCAAUGAAUGGGUUGUAACAAAGUAAGAUUACACUUUUGAGAGCAGACAACCUAACAAACUCAAAAAUUUCACUGACUAAAAUGUAAAUAAACUACAUACAAUGCUUUCUUGAAGCAAUGCAA
Molecule: messenger RNA, 1542 nt
Organism: Actinia tenebrosa (Australian red waratah sea anemone)
Lineage: Eukaryota; Metazoa; Cnidaria; Anthozoa; Actiniaria; Actiniidae
Product: adenosine receptor A3-like
Biological process (GO): G protein-coupled receptor signaling pathway
Cellular component (GO): plasma membrane
Molecular function (GO): G protein-coupled receptor activity
Source: RefSeq, a predicted model, not a curated record